CGGGACUUCAUACAACGAGGGUGUGAUAUCUAGACCUCGAGAAUGGCCGUAUUCUAUGCUUGGCUGGUUGCAGUAGCAUGGCUGACAUCGCCAGCGUCGUCUCAUCCAGCAGAAAAUCCUGCCUCGAUCAAACAUGAUUACACCACGGCGACGUCAGAGGAUCCGCUGUCCACAUUGCCGUACAUCCCUCCUUCGUACACGCCUAAGCCUACAGAAUUCACUGAAUCUUUUACCACCUUAAAGUCGACGACAACCCUGAGAAAUGAUCUUCAACCUAAAAGCCAUAAAGAUAGAAACAAUUUAUCCUUACAAGAUUUCGAACGCGUCGUGACUCGAGAACAAAGCCAGCCGGCAAUUGAAAAAGCAAUCAGCUCAUUAACUAACCACGCAAAUUCGACGAAAAGGUUGGAUGAAAACAAAGUUUUCACUGUAGAGAAUGAUCGGCUCAGUGGUGCAGAUUCUUAUAAGGAACAUCAACAGAAAGAAGAUGCAUCGAGUCAUGGAAUUUCAGACAAUGCAUCAAAGAGCAGCAAGAUUUCAAGAUUUAAUUUGGAAGAUCCCCGUUUUCAGGAACUGAUAAUUAAGGACCAAAUAUCCAAGCCAUCCAUAACCUCUCAGCCCAAAUUUACAAGGGAAAUUUUAAAUCAAACUCAGAUUGACGAAAUAAAUUCCGUAAAGAAAUUGAAUGAAGCCGUGUCCCAGCGGAUUCCUAAAGAGAGUAGACAAGAAUCUGCAACAACAAUACUCGAUUCAUCACCUCCAAAAGAGAGCAAGCUUAAGUUGAAAAGAGGGACUCAAAGUUACCCUACAUUCUCACAAAUUUCCCCCCAGGCUCGUGGGGAAUCUAGAAGCUUCUUCCUCCCCAAUACGGAAGACGCUGCCGGGGAAAGACACUUUCAAACGAACCCAACUGACAAUCAACAGCCUUCUCAAGACUUAUACGGUCACGAAACAAUACAGGGAAGGAGUACACCAUUUGACUUCGCCUAUCACGUCGAGGACCAACACUCGGGAGCUCAGUACGGCCACAACUCCAACUCUGACGGCACAGUAACUACCGGCGAAUACAGAGUCCUGCUUCCCGAUGGUCGUACUCAGAUCGUCACCUACAUAGCUGACCCUCACGAGGGCUUCAAUGCUAAAGUCCGCUUCGAGGGAGAAGUUCAGCCUUACGAACCCCUGGUAGACGAUCCCCCAGUUUAUAGGACCAACACUGCAUCUUUAGAAAGAGAUCAACGUCCUCAAAAAUUUGCCCAGAAUAAAUUUGUAAAUGCCAGAGGAACAUCAUUCGAAAGUGAAAGGUUUUUCAAUGAACUUGAUCCUCUACAGAAUACCUAUCGUCCUCCUGCAUUUUCAGCGCCUUUUGGCCAGGCUUUUGGAGCGGCGAAUCUACACUCUCCUCAGCAAUCAGGGAAGCCGAAGCCUUUGUUUGGGCAUUUUGACUCCAAUGAUCGUCGUCAGUCUCACGUUAGGACAGAAACUCGCCAAACCGCUUACCAACCACCAGAACCUCAACUGGAUUACCAGCAGCCUGGUGUUCAACAGAACUUUCAGCAGCCAGAUGAUCAUCAGGUAUCUCAGAACCAUGAAAUUCCACUGAAUUAUCAGCAGCCAAAUGUUCAACAAGGAUCUCAGACCAUUGAAAUUCCGUUGGAGUAUCAGCAGCCAAAUGAUCACCAGGUAUCUCAGCCCCCAGUAAUUUCACUCAAUAAUCAGCAGCCAGGAAGUCAAAAUAUCUACCAGCAAAAUGAAAUUCAACAAAUCUACCAGCAACCAAAAAUUCCACAAAGACAUCGACAGCCACAAAUUCAACCAGACUUUACGCUACCACAAAUUCAACACACAAACCAGAAACCGAAUACUGUGCAAGGCUCUAAGCAGUCUGCAAUUCAUCGCAACAAUAAGCAAUCGAGUAGUGUACAAGGCUCUCUGCAGCCUGACAUUCAACAGAGCCAUCAGCCAUCCGCAAAUCCUUACGGCACUAAGCAACCUAAAAUUAAGUAUCCCAAACCAGAAGUUCAACAGAGCUAUCAAAAGCCGGAUGUUCAACAAGGUUAUCAACAGCCAGAUCUUCAGAGCUAUCAGCAAGAUGAAAUCCAAAAUAGCUAUCAGCAACCAAGAAUUCAACAAAGCUACCAACAACCAGAACUUCAACAAACUUAUCAGCAACCAGAAAUUCAAAGCGGCAAUCAACAGCCAGAAGUACAACAAGGCUAUCAACAGCCAGAAAUUUCCCAAGACUAUCACCAGCCAAAUAUUCAACAGGACUUUCAACAUCCAGAUGUUCAACAAGGCUAUAAUGAACCAGAAAUUCAGGAAGGCUAUCACCAACCAAAUAUUCACCAAGACUUUCAACAACCAGAUAUUCAAAAAGGCAAAAAGCCACUAGAAAUUUCGCAAGGCUAUCAGCAACCAGAAAUUCCUCAAGGCUAUCAGCAACCUGAAAUUCCGCAAGGCUAUCAACAACCUGAAAUUCCGCAAGGCUAUCAGCAACCAGAAAUUCCGCAAGGCUAUCAGCAACCUGAAAUUCCGCAAGGCUAUCAGCAACUUGAAAUUUCGGAAGGCUAUCAGCAACCAGAAAUUAAAGAACAUUUUCGGCCGUCAGCAGUUCUUGGGGAGUUCUCCAGCGCACCUCCUCACCACCAGCCUGACCAUCCUUCCUCCCAUCAAGGGCCUAACGUCCAUGACAGCGAUGAGCAGCUACGACCUCAGUUGGAAUUUCCACCCUCAAUUCCACAACAGGGACACCAGAAUCUGAAUUUCCAGUCAAGUUUUUUGGGUGAUGGAACUCGGCCAAGUUUACAGACGUCAAAGCCUACUUUUGGAUCUGGUAGACCACAUCAGCAGCCAGACGCACCUCAACGAUAUCAAGAACCGGUAAUUCCACAUGAUUUUCAUGGACUCGUCCAGACCAAUUACCAGGGUCAAGAAUUGCAACAGAUAAAUCCUGGUCCAGUUCAGCCGAAUAAUUAUAUUCAAGAUCUUCGCCAGAGUGAAGAAGCAUCAAAAUUUUCGCACGACGAUAGCUUCCAUCAAUCAAUUCACCGGUUUAGGCCAGAGUUGGAUUCUAAACGCACACAUCAUCCAAUCUAUGAACCACCUCAGGACCAAGAGAGGUAUCAACAACCUCAUGCUAACGGACCAGAUGAGACAGAAUCAAAGUAUCAGCAGCCAGGAUUCCGCAAUGAAAACCCAAAUAGACCUCUUCAUAGCAAUCAAAUUAGUCCUAAAGCUCGUACAAGGCUAAAUCAUUCGAAACUAAAUUCCAAAAAGAGUCAGCGAAUUACGACCGAGCACGAAGAGGAUGUACCACACCAGAUACAAGACGUUUUUUCUCAGCCUGACCCGAGACAAAAGUUCAGUCAACCAGAACUAGCUACAGGGGUGCGAAAACACGUAAUAGAUCAGUUUAGCCAAGGACCGGAAAAUGUUGAGUCUCUAGAACGACAGACGCUUUCUCCUCAGUAUGCUUAUCGCAAUUUCAAGCUACGCUCUAAUGCAGAACAAAAGGAAUCACAACUCUCUAGUGCUGGGUUUUCCGAAGGAGGUUACCUUCAGCCCUCUUUGAAAUUCCCAGGCCAGGAGUCUUCAUACAGGCAAGCAAGUGCACGUUUGCAUUCGAAUGAAGUGUCAAAACCGUCAACUCGUGGAAAACCUGAAGAAAUUAAUCUAAGUUAUCAACCAAAUUAUCAUGAGUUGACUUUCAAUCAACCAGACUUCAAAGAAACAUACCAGCCACCUCAGGCUGAAUCGACAUACCAACGACCAGAAACCCCCCAAAAAUCUCAAACACCUCUGUUCGACUCGACAGACCAACAGCCAAGUAAUCAUGAAGUGAAUCAACCAUUUGAUUUAAAUCUGGAAUACCUGCAGCCAAAAUCAUCUCGCCCAUCGCAGAGGCCUGAACAGGCGUACGAGCUCCACGUACAGAAAUACCAACCGCUUGCAGCACAGCCAGUAAAUGGACAGCAAGCAAACCUAAAUGCAUUCCACGACCCCAAACUGCAACGCGAUGAUCGUGGUCUAACUUUAGGGCACGAUGUGAAUUCCACGCCACCCUCGUCUAAGGAUUACAAUUUUUUCGAAGGAGGUGACGUUUCUGCAAGUAACAAACCAUCUUUUCACAACUCUGUUCUUGCCUUGGAACCUGAAAUAUUCGCCCUGCAGCCGGCAGUGCGACAACUAGACAUUCUACCGAUUGUGACUAGUUACCCUGGAGAUAACAGCAAGGGCUUAGAUCAUUCCGCCUAAGAUUUCUUAAGGCAAAAUCAUCUUGCACUAAAUCCUGGAGCUUUCCUCAAUAGUCUGUGGCGAAGGUGGCAUUCUCUUUCCACCACUCGAUCCUGCGAUAGUCAAGUAAUUCUUGAAUAGCAAAGUAGUCAACAAUAGGGAACGAAUAUUAGACAUCGACUAACGAUUGCAUCAAAUUUUCGAUAAAAACAUGGAAUUUCCUAUUACAUCGUUGCAUGUGCAACGAUUUAAUUUCUGUAAUCGAAAAUUGUCCUUACAUGAACAUUUAUCAUCGCAGCAAUGCAAAGGUUAAAGAUGAUGCAAUGCUGUAUAAAAUUUAUAUUGUCUUUUUUCAAGAAAUACAUUCAAGACAAUAGCCUCUUAAAUGAUAUUAGAGUCGGGACUUAGUUUUUUGUCAAUUAAAAUUAACUCUCUUUACAAGGUCUUCUGAAAAUUCUGAAAAAAAUAGCGCGGACGGUGGAACAAAGCAUUAAGCACCCGACGGCAGCUGCAUCCUCUUACAUAAUAUUUCAUUUGAUUGGCUUAAAUUCGGUCGAGAUUAAUGAAUGAUCUUGAAACUAAAAAUUAUAAAGACAAUUUAAAUUAUAAUAUGCUCGUAAUAUAUCUCUUGUAAGUAGAGGGAGUCGGAUGAGAUAGAAGUUGCUGAAAUAGAU
Hyalella azteca is the source of this 4904-nucleotide messenger RNA. RefSeq names its product mediator of RNA polymerase II transcription subunit 12-like. The transcript has 3 exons. The coding region runs from base 43 to 4251 and encodes 1402 amino acids. The record is from RefSeq and is a predicted model, not a curated record. Lineage: Eukaryota; Metazoa; Arthropoda; Malacostraca; Amphipoda; Hyalellidae.